Messenger RNA from Acanthosepion pharaonis, 1977 nucleotides. NCBI's taxonomy places the organism in Eukaryota, Metazoa, Mollusca, Cephalopoda, Sepiida, Sepiidae. The record is from the annotation of a GenBank genome assembly.
AUGCUAUAUUUCUGGGUUUACGAAAACCAACGCAUCCCGUGCGAUAUCCCUGGCCACGUGACUGUGCUCCAAGCAAAGAAAAUUGUUUCUUCUAAGCUUGGCUUCCGUCUCGCCUUCCGUGAAGAGAACAAAGUCCUAGUUCUUCGUUUUGCUGGUUCCGAAUUGGAAGAUUCCUGGAUCUUAGGAGAUCUGAACAUCGUUCCCGGUUCCACCCUCAAACUGGCCCUCCGUGCUCGAGUCCAGCCGUCUCUGUUCGUCUUUUGUCGCUACAAUCGUGAGACGUUUUCAAUCGAUAACAUCAACUGGAUCGGUGAAAUGAUGGUCAGCGAACUAAGGCAACGCGUGUCUGAACACACCGGUCUGCCAGUGUCUGUCUCUCGUUUACUUAGUCCAGACGGACGCGAAAUGUAUGAUAUGUACCGACUGUCCAGUUACGGUAUCGCUAAGGGGAUGAAAAUCUUCAUGGAGACAUGGGAUGGAUGGAACGAAUUUCUGAUGUCGUCCAUUGCCGGGAGCGCAAAAGCUGUUAUAGCGUCGACGGAUGCGAACGAAAUCGUUGCCCGGUUCCAAUGGCGUGUUGCUCUUUAUAUCGCUGCGCACUUUGGACAUGUUGAUCUCGCAUCUUAUAUUAUGAAACUGGGAGUGAAAUCCCACGAGCCGGUUGGGGAACACCCGGCCCGUCAGUGGUGUAACCAGAUUGCAAACGUGAACAGCCAAAAGGCGCCGGUUCAUGAAGCUGCCCAGCAAGGCCAGUAUGUCCUCCUCCGUCUGUUCGUUUCUCAAGACAUUUGCUGUUUGUUAGCCAAAGACGGUAGCGGUCAGAACCCGUUGUCUAUCAGCCUUCGCCGUAAGAUGAAAGAGUGUGCCUCAUUUCUUCUUGCUAAACAAUGGACUAAAGUCCAAGUGACUAAAGAAUUGAACCUUCCUGUUAUCCUUUAUUCCAAAAUGCUUAUCUGGGCCGAUAGGGCCAAACAUCGCGCACUGGUUUCACACGGUCUCGAAAAGUCGUCUUUGAAACAUGGCAAUAAGAACCGAAGUCCACUCGUGACCUUCGGCGUACUGGUUGAUGGUUUUUCUCCUAGUCAAAUUAAUAGCAGACCCCUACCACUUCAUUCUGAGCCAGCGUGGGAAUCUUCUUUCUUAAAUUUAACAUCGCGUGAGUCCAGUACCUUACAGCCUUCUGUAUGCAAAAGUCUAACCCACAUGUCCAACACGGAAAGAAUUCAACGGAGAUCUAUCACUCCUACUUCAGCUAAGAAAACUAGUCUCCCGCCAUUGCAAUUGUCAAAAACGUCUUCGCAGAAGGACUCACCACGGUCAAUGGAAACUUGCAUGAGAACAUCUCCCUCUUUACAGCUUCACAGCGAAAAAACGGAUCCCCGCCAGAUUGUGACUAAAGAAACCGGCAGGCGGCGCUCACAAAAGAUACCGAAAAUUGAAGUCUCAAAGAUGUCGCUUGAACAAUCCUCUGAAGAGAGUGAAACAAACUCGAAAUUCUCUCCUUUUCUUCCCAUGUUGGAAAACUCAGGAGAUGAAAGAAGCAACAAGGAUUCAAAUGAAUCUCCAAGUUAUCUUAAAUGCGCUUCUGACGAUAAAAGUGGCUGGACUACCUCCUCUGACUCGCCAAGUCUCUCAAGUGACAUCAGCAGUCGCAAGUUCACGGGAAGACGCCAUUUCAGUCGUGCCCGAAAGUGUCGACCAUUUUUUUACUAUCCAGGCAGUGGGGACAGUAUUGUACGUGAUACAUUGGCCAGCUACGAGAAAUACUGCGAACAAACGCCGUCCCAAAGAGCGAAACGAGCCCUCGCUAUCGCCGAGACGUUUAAAGAGAAAUCUUUUCUCUUAAGACUAAAAAUCGCCAUGGGAUUGUAUUCUGGUCCAAUCAAACGAUUGCCCAGGCUGAAUUCAAUGUCGAUUUUUUCUACGGGCGUUUCAAACAACUUCUCUGGGGCUAACAAUGCAAAACAAACUCAGUAA